Messenger RNA from Leptopilina boulardi, 543 nucleotides. RefSeq lists its product as uncharacterized. NCBI's taxonomy places the organism in Eukaryota, Metazoa, Arthropoda, Insecta, Hymenoptera, Figitidae. Gene Ontology annotation, biological process: mitochondrial translation. Gene Ontology annotation, cellular component: mitochondrial ribosome. The coding region runs from base 102 to 425 and encodes 107 amino acids. Gene Ontology annotation, molecular function: structural constituent of ribosome. The record is from RefSeq and is a predicted model, not a curated record. The transcript is spliced from 3 exons.
ACAAAAAACAAUUUUUGUUGUCAAUUUACAAUUACAAUUGACAAUUGUCUAGACAUUAAGAAUAGAACACCUAGUUGUAAUUUUUUUUUUUUUUAAAUAAAAUGCAUUUAACUCUUAUCAACUUUUUAAAUAAGGUGCGACCACACGGAAAACUCUUUAGAGGAAAAAAUCGAAAAGUAAGGAAAAUAACUUUCAAGGAAUUGAAUGAUUUGAAAAAUGAUUAUGAAAGAGAAGAAAAAAAUAUGCUCUUUCUACGACAUCCUUAUCUAACACAGGAACAAUCACAUGGUUAUAUGAAAGAAUUAAGAGCAAUGCAGCCAUAUAUUACUCCACUUGUGGGUAAACUUAAAGACAUUAAAUUCUCAAGAAGAUAUUCAUUUGAGGAUGCACUUUGUCAUUUAAGAGUGAAAGAAACUUGGGAUUAAAAUGGAAAAAAAUCUUAAAUUAUUAAAGAAAAAAAAUUCCCCUGUAAUUCAUUUAAUGUACAUUUAUUUUUCUUUGUAACAAAUAAUAUACAAUAUUAAAAAUAAUAAUUCUCCAUAA